Molecule: messenger RNA, 207 nt
Organism: Gongylonema pulchrum
Lineage: Eukaryota; Metazoa; Nematoda; Chromadorea; Rhabditida; Gongylonematidae
Source: the annotation of a GenBank genome assembly
AUGGGAGAAGAUAUGUAUGUGGUCGAGAAAAUUGUUGAUGUCGGCAUAUUCGAUGGAAUAGUGAAAUUCAAAGUGCGAUGGAAGGGUUAUAAAGCCGAUGAGGAUACGUGGGAGCCGGAGGAGAAUCUCGAGUCAGCUCCAUUGGCUCUUAACAAAUUUUUUGUGACGAACCCGAAAAAAGUGGCGAGAGUACGGCAAAGCAUAUAA